UUGAGCGAGAGCAUUUGUCGGGUCAGCCCCGUCGAUAACAAUUCAAGCUCAGUCUUACGGGUAUGAGUUAUAGGUAAAAAUAACACGUUCGUCAUAUUCACACUGGACACUAAACGGUGGCAGGAGACCGACACGUUGACAUUGUACACAUGCAACGAUGAUAGCGUUUGGAAUUGUUGGGGUGUUCCUGAUUGCACUGGUGAUCAGCGUCUUCGUCUUCAAAGUACUUCCUGUUCUCCGGAAACUACAGAAAUGGCACACGGCGCUGGAUGACAAGUUUCAACAUUACCCCAUUCACUGGCUGUGGGGAAAUCUGAAACAGAUUAAGAGUUUUAAGGAAUUUCUUGAAGACACUAUGGUAUUUUUGAAAGAUGGAUCUCAAGCGUACAUGUUCUGGAUUGGGUUCUACAGACCUGUUGUAGUUGUAGCUCACCCGGAGAGUGUCAAGGCCAUUCUGAAGACGUCGGAACCAAAGGCCAAGAGUGGUGGAGGCUAUGAUUUUUUGUUGCCAUGGCUAGGUGAUGGAUUAUUGGUUAGUGAUGGUAAGAAGUGGGAGAGAAACCGUCGUCUGCUGACUCCCGCCUUCCACUUCGAUAUUCUACAACCGUACCUGAAGGUUUACAACCAGGUCGCCCAGACUUUCAUGAGAAAAGUGGAGAGUGCAAGCAAGGGAGGUAACUCUGUUGAAGUGUUUGCCCCUGCAGGCCUAGCUACCCUGGACACCAUGCUCCAGUGUGCUCUGUCCUAUAAGGAGGACAUUCAGGAGCAAGGACAAAGCCAUCCUUAUGUAAAAGCUGUGAUCAGAAUGACCAACUUGAUGCAGGCAAGAGCCUUGAACCCCCUGCACUACAUCCCCUUUGUCUACAACCUGUCCGCCAACGGGAAGGAGUUUUUCAAACUCUGUAAAUAUGUUCAUGAGUUCUCAGAGGAUAUCAUUUCGACCAGGAAAAAGGCACUGGAAUCAGAUCCUGAGUUACUAAACAAGCGUCGCCUGGACUUCCUGGACAUUUUGUUGUCAGCUCGAGAUGAUGAAGGUCAAGGCCUGACUGACCGGGAGAUCAGAGAUGAGGUUGACACAUUCAUGUUUGAAGGUCAUGACACUACCUCAUCCGCCAUCAGCUGGUGUCUGUACGCUCUGGCCAAGUACCCUGCCGAGCAGGAGAAGGUCCUCCAAGACGUCCAACAGGCAGUCGGGGACAAGAAUGAAGUGGAGUGGGACGAUCUGGCCAAGCUGAAGUAUUUACCCAUAUUUAUCCGUGAGUGCAUGAGGAUAUUUCCCCCCGUGCCAGUGGUCAGUAGACAACUCAGCCAGCCACUGGUCAUCGAUGGUGUCGAGGUUCCCAAAGGGGUCAUGGUUGACAUCAACAUUUACCAGAUGCACAGGAACUCAAAUGUCUGGCCAAAUCCCCUGGAGUUUGACACCGAGAGAUUCAGUCUUGAUUCUGCUGCAGGCAGAGACCCCUACUGUUUUGUGCCGUUCUCUGCUGGUCCCAGGAACUGUAUAGGACAGAACUUUGCUACAAAUGAAAUAAAAGUGAUGCUGUGUCAGGUUGUUCGGAGAUUUCACAUCAAGGUAGAUCCAGAUAAACCUGCAGUGCCUUUUCCGGAGGUCGUUCUCCGAGCAGAAAAUGGCCUCCAUCUGAAAUUCUCCAGCAGGAAGAACACAUGAAACCGCGGCUUCAGAACAGAAUUCUGUGAUUCAGAUAUUUGAACAUCCUACGGACUGCACAGAUCAUACAUCUGUUUCUGCUUGAAAGAUGGCCUUGCAACAGUGGCCAUGUUUGUUUGUGUGAGGCAUAGAGUGAGUGAGUGGGUGAGUAUUGUGUUACACCGCUUUUAGCAAUAACCUAGCAAUAUUAUGG
This is a messenger RNA of Haliotis rubra (blacklip abalone), 1862 nucleotides long. Its product is annotated as cytochrome P450 4B1-like. The record is from RefSeq and is a predicted model, not a curated record. The transcript is spliced from 14 exons. Gene Ontology annotation, molecular function: oxidoreductase activity, acting on paired donors, with incorporation or reduction of molecular oxygen; heme binding; monooxygenase activity. Lineage: Eukaryota; Metazoa; Mollusca; Gastropoda; Lepetellida; Haliotidae. Bases 158 to 1669 code for a protein of 503 amino acids.